AUGGCCGUCCCUCGCGCCAUCCGCACCGCCUUCCUCGCCAUCUCGCAAGCCGAGGGCGCCGGCGCGCGCGUUCGCCGCUCCAUUGGCACGCCCAAAUUGCGCAACUUCUCGCCCUUCCUUAUGCUCGACCACUUUACCAUCAGCCCCGGCUCCGGCUUCCCAGACCACCCGCAUCGCGGCCAGGAAACCAUCACUUACCUGUUGCAGGGCGCGGUGGAUCACGAGGACUUCGCUGGCAACAAGGGCACCAUUGAGACGGGCGACCUGCAGUUCAUGACCGCGGGCCGCGGCAUCAUGCACGCGGAGAUGCCGCGCCAGAACGCAGACGGCAGCCCGAACGUCGGCAUGCAGCUGUGGGUCGACCUGCCUGCGAAGCUGAAGAAGUGCGAGCCGAGGUACCGCGACCUGAGGGCUUCCGAGAUCCCCACUGUCGAUGUCGAUGAAGGCAAGGUCCACAUCAAGGUCAUUUCGGGGCAGAGCCACGGCGUCGACUCGGUCAAGGAGCUGGCGUACACGCCCGUCUGGCUGCUCGACAUCAACAUCCGGCCCGGUGGAAAGGUUCAGCAGAACCUGCCGGUGGGCUUCAACGCCUUUGCGUACACGUUGAACGGGACGGCUACGUUCGGCACCGGCGAGGGUGCACAGAGCAUUGGACAGUACCACAACGUCGUGUUUGAGCAAAAAGGUGACAGCGUCGUUGCCGAGGUCCCCGCGGACGCGAAGGAGGAGGCCAGGUUUAUCCUUGUGGCUGGCUUGCCGUUGGAUCAGAAGGUCGUGCAGUAUGGUCCUUUCGUCCUGAGCAGCCAGGAGGAGGUGUACCAGGCCAUGAUGGACUACUCGACGUUCUCGAACGGUUUCGAGAGGGCAAAGAACUGGGAGAGCGAGAUUGGAAAGAGUAUGUUGCACUGA
Molecule: messenger RNA, 909 nt
Organism: Aplosporella prunicola CBS 121167
Lineage: Eukaryota; Fungi; Ascomycota; Dothideomycetes; Botryosphaeriales; Aplosporellaceae
Exons: 1
Coding region: 1-909 (302 amino acids)
Source: RefSeq, a predicted model, not a curated record